CCUCGGCUUUGGGGUUGGUGACGCAUGUCACACAGGGUAUAAUAUCAGAGCACUACCUGUGGGGUCUGGACAGUGGGGACAACAACGUGCUCAGCACAGACACAUCAUAGCACCUCCAGCCCAGCGGGGAAAAAAAAGAUGACAGACAUGCUGUGGGCCAGAUCUGCCCCAGCUCCCCUCUCCCAUGCCACCAUUCUGCUGUUGACCGUGGUCUCCAUGGUGACCAUCAGGUUUGGGGAGACCAGGUCUCUUAGGUACACCCCGUACACUGCAGAUGAAGACCCAGAGAUUGCAGCCAUGCGGGUCCUGAGGCAAAUGAACGAGGAGCUGUCGACCGAGGCCCCGCCCUCCCCGCACCGCCCCGCCCACUGGCCCACAGCACUGGCCAAUCCACUGCCGGGAGGGGCCGGCCUUCCCAGGAGGUCGUGGUGGUGGUACCCCGAGGUGCCGCCACAACAGGCCAAGAAGCGGGAAAACUUCUCCUCCUACAACUGGAACUCUUUCGGUUUACGUUAUGGGAAAUGACUCGGAAGCGAGCUGUCAA
Molecule: messenger RNA, 544 nt
Organism: Anguilla anguilla (European eel)
Lineage: Eukaryota; Metazoa; Chordata; Actinopteri; Anguilliformes; Anguillidae
Gene: kiss1
Product: KiSS-1 metastasis suppressor
Exons: 3
Coding region: 139-525 (128 amino acids)
Source: RefSeq, a predicted model, not a curated record